Molecule: messenger RNA, 428 nt
Organism: Thecamonas trahens ATCC 50062
Lineage: Eukaryota; Apusomonadida; Apusomonadidae
Product: ribosomal protein L35
Exons: 2
Coding region: 27-398 (123 amino acids)
Biological process (GO): maturation of LSU-rRNA from tricistronic rRNA transcript (SSU-rRNA, 5.8S rRNA, LSU-rRNA); translation
Cellular component (GO): cytosolic large ribosomal subunit; ribosome
Molecular function (GO): mRNA binding; structural constituent of ribosome
Source: RefSeq, a predicted model, not a curated record
ACGUCGAACUCGUCUCGCAUCACACAAUGGUCAAGGUCAAGGCUCAUCUGCUCCGCAACGAGAACAAGGAGGAACUCGAGAAGCAGCUCGCGCAGUACCGCAAUGAGCUCGCUCAGCUCCGCGUGGCCAAGGUCACCUCGGGCUCUGCCGUCAAGCUGACGCAGAUCCGCAUUGUGCGCAAGGCCAUCGCCCGCGUCCUUACGGUCAUCUCGCAGAAGAAGAAGGCUUCGCUCCGCAAGUUCUACGCCGAGUCCAAGUACAAGCCGCUCGACCUCCGCCCGAAGAAGACCCGCGCCAUCCGCCAGGCCCUCACCUACAAGCAGAAGAACCUCAAGACCAACCGUGUCGCCAAGCGCGCCAUGCAGUACCCGGACCGCGUCUUUGCUGUCCGUGCCUAAGUACAGGUUUAAAGACAAAAGCAACAAGCA